Nycticebus coucang (slow loris) is the source of this 3124-nucleotide messenger RNA. It is a transcript of the gene KCNE3, whose product is annotated as potassium voltage-gated channel subfamily E regulatory subunit 3. Gene Ontology annotation, biological process: regulation of ventricular cardiac muscle cell membrane repolarization; regulation of heart rate by cardiac conduction; membrane repolarization during action potential. Gene Ontology annotation, cellular component: membrane. The record is from RefSeq and is a predicted model, not a curated record. Lineage: Eukaryota; Metazoa; Chordata; Mammalia; Primates; Lorisidae. Gene Ontology annotation, molecular function: delayed rectifier potassium channel activity; potassium channel regulator activity; voltage-gated potassium channel activity involved in ventricular cardiac muscle cell action potential repolarization. The coding region runs from base 919 to 1242 and encodes 107 amino acids. The transcript has 4 exons.
CCGAGAGCGGAUGGGAUCGCAGAGCCAGGAGGGCGCGGGGCGGUGCGGGGCCCCUGCCCAGCGCAUAGGGGCGCAGUACCCGGGCCACCCUGAACACAGGGCGCCGAGUCCAGCGGGCAAACGGGCGCCCUCGGAGCCUUGCUGAGAGGCAGAAUCUCACUUUGUCGCCCUCCGUAGAGUGCCCUGGCAUCAUAGCUUACAGAAAUCUCAAACUCUUGGGCUCAAGUGAUCCUCUUGCCUCCCCAGUAGCUAGGACCACAGGCGCCCGCCACAACACCUGGCUAUUUUUAGAGACGAGGUCUCGCUCUGGCUUAGGCUGGUCUUGAACCUGUGAGCUCCCCACAACACCUAGCUAUUUUUAGAGAUGAAGUCUCGCUCUGGCUUAGGCUGGUCUUGAACCUGUGAGCUCAGGCAAUCCAUCUAUCUUGGCCUCCCAGAGUGCUAGGAUUACAGACAUAAGCUACUGCAUCCGGCCUUCAAAUUUUAUUGACUUUUUGAAAUGAUAACCAGCAAUAUUCUCAUUCACUCCACACUUCUGAAAACAUAUCCAUAAAUUUAAUGUCUGGGUGCUCAAAAUAUCUAACACAAGGCAAGAAACUCCAUCUCACUGAUGAGGAAAAUGAAGCGCAGAGUGGAAAAGUGACUUAAUCAAGACACAGGGCUAGAUAUGUUGGCAAAAUAGGAGCAGAAACCCAGUCUCUUGACUUCCCUUCUGCUGUGUUCUCCACCAGCUACAGAACUACAGAAGAGUACCCCUAAAUGCUCUGCACCUUCCCAACUCCUGAUGUCACUGAGACCCCAGAAGUGAGGGGUUGAGGAGCCUGAGGGCAUCCACAAGAAAAUUCCUGAAGCUGACUUAGAACAGUGAAUUUGCCUGCUGUUUGAGCAUCCUCCGAUUUUUCUUCCACCUCAGUCUCUAUGGAGACCACCAAUAGGACUGAGACCUGGUACGAGAGCCUGCAUGCUGUGCUGAAGGCUCUGAAUGCCACUCUUCAUAGCAAUUUGCUCUGUCGGCCGGAGACAGUACCAGGGUCAGGGCCAGGGCCAGAAAACCAGACUGAGGAACGGCGGGCCAGCCUACCUGGCCGUGAUGACAACUCCUACAUGUACAUUCUCUUUGUCAUGUUCCUGUUUGCUGUCACUGUGGGCAGCCUCAUCCUGGGAUACACUCGCUCACGCAAAGUGGACAAGCAAAGUGACCCCUACCAUGUGUACAUCAAGAACCGCAUAUCUAUGAUCUAACGUGAGGAGGCCGGGGAUGUGGAAGAUCAAGACACCUAGCGAUCACUCCUGUUGCCUCCAGAACUCAGCUAUGGGACCACAUCAAGCCUCAGUGCAAGACCAAUAAGAAACGGUGCAAAGGGAGGUCAUCACUGGGGUGGGAGGGCUGGCAGACCUGGGCCUUUCGGAUAAGGAUUUUUUCAAGGCAAAGAUAGACUUUAUGAAUACUAGAAGCAUGAAAAAACAUAGAGAAAAGCAAAAGAAAAUGACCAAUACCUGGUCCUAUGGCUGGAAUUUAAGGGAACCGGAGGUUAGAGAAAGAAGAAGAGAAAGUUGUAGCAGAGGAAAAUAAAAUGGGAAGAUGCUCUGGGGACAUAGUUUUUAAUGUUAUCUUCAACAGUCAUGAGAAGCAGUGACAUUAUCCCACAUCACAGAUAGGAAAUCUGAGUAACAUUACUUAUUUAUAUUUGUUCACAUUUCAACACAUUUAACAUUUGUAAUUUUAACCCUGUCAUUCACCCUCCCAAUCCUGCCAUGAGUAAGUAAAGCAGGGCCAGUGCCCCAUCUGGGCCAGAGUAGUGCCGUGUGGAACCCAGGAACUCUAGUCUCCUUGCCUAGUGCUUUCCAGAGCUCUGUGCCAUACAGGAGUGGAUCCCGGCCUGAAGCUUAUACAAUUCUGGAGAUUCUCUUUCAGAGAAAUAAUUCAAAAGUAUCUUUUUUUUUGAGACAGAGUCUCACUUUGUUGCCCUUGGUAGAGCACUCAUGGCUGUAUCAUAGCUCAUAGCAACCUCAAAUUCUUGGGCUCAAGCAAUUCUCUUGUCUCAGCCUUCUGAGUAGUUGGGACUACAAGUGUCUGCCACAAAACCCAGCUAUUUUUAGAGACAGGGUCUCACUGUAGCUUAGAUUGGUCUUGAGCUCCUGAGCUCAAGCAAUCUACCUUGGCCUCUCAGAGUACUAGGAUUACAGGUAUGAGCCGCCACUCUCAGCCCUCAUUCAAUGGUAUCUUACUUUUGUAAAUAUUACAAAAUAUAUCACCAUGUUAAAAUGGCCCUUGCCAAGACCUUAAGAAGGGGCCUAUGUGGGUCAGGGCCUUGAACGUUGAGCCUUAUUAGCUCCAUUGUUCGUGUACCUCUUGAGCCAAGUCACAGGGCCUUUCCCAGCCAUAUCUCUAGUUAAGGGGACUAAGCUACCUCUAAAUUUUGAUUUUAGUCCUAUGAGAAAUUUUCUGAUACAAACUGAAAUCUGCAUCUAGAAGAUUAUGAUAACACUUAGAAGAUUGUUAUUUUAAAAGAAGAAGAGUAUGAAAGGCAGGUACAUGGUUCAGUAGAAAGAGAACUAAUCCUGAUUCUACCACCAAUGUGGCGUAUGAUCUUACACUGGACACUUCUUUCUGAUCCUUUUUUUCUUCAACAAAAUGAAAUGUACUUAAAAGCCUCUAGGCCUGUAUCAGUUCUGACAUUCUAGGCUUUGCAUGCAUUAGAUCGAACUACUUGAAAUUACUGAAUUUGUAGAUCAACAGCAGCUAAAUCUCAGACUUUCGUAUGGUUCAACCUAAUAUGUGCAGUAUGCUGGUGAAUACUUCACAAGCUACUUACCCCAAAUCCCAGGCUGGAACCAUCCACUGUUCUGGGUUUGUCCAAUUUCAGUUUAAGGUAUAUCCAAGUGGUUCUCUGAAGGCCCCACUGAAACAUACUAUGUACAUAUUUGUGUAUAGCAGAACUCAGAAUAUUAUGAUCGCAGUUAUCUCUGAUGAAUAGGGUUAUGGGUGAUUUCUCCUUUGCAAUUUAUAAAUUUAUGUAACAUUUGACUCACUUGACCACGAAUAUGUUACUUGUAUAAAAAAAGGAAAAAAGCUACUUCUGCUUUGAAACAAAUAAAAAUAAAUCCCUAUGUGUUUCUUGAA